Messenger RNA from Lasiosphaeria miniovina, 2498 nucleotides. RefSeq lists its product as uncharacterized. The transcript has 4 exons. Gene Ontology annotation, molecular function: oxidoreductase activity, acting on CH-OH group of donors; flavin adenine dinucleotide binding. The record is from RefSeq and is a predicted model, not a curated record. Gene Ontology annotation, biological process: secondary metabolite biosynthetic process. The coding region runs from base 366 to 2288 and encodes 640 amino acids. NCBI's taxonomy places the organism in Eukaryota, Fungi, Ascomycota, Sordariomycetes, Sordariales, Lasiosphaeriaceae.
CCCCAGAUUCUGUCUCUGUCCCCCCUCCCCCACCCCUGUCAGCCUGUGACUAAAGCGAAGUAGUAAUGGGCUCAGAAACGCCUGGGUCCAGUGGCAGAAUGCCAUGCUGACGCCUCACAGCUUCGAGAAAGCGCUGUCGGCUUUUGGCCCGUGGAAGGCUUUUGCAAUGGCAACGGAGCAAGAUUCUGUUUCAGCCUAUUCAGGACAGUUCAGGCCACGGGACUCCGGGGCUCGGCACUUGGCCCGUGGAAUGAUCGGCAUUGUGUCUUCCGGAGCCAUAAGAUCGGGGCUUCCACGUUGAAUUCACCAUUAAAUGGUGGCAUGAAGGGUGACAGUCGCUGUUUGUGGACAACAGAUUGCUAAAGAUGAACCGCUGCCUUGCUGUCACCGUCGCGGCGCUGGCGCUGACCAGCCAGGUCUGCUACGCAUAUCCCCGCGGCUUGUCCACCGCGAGAGUUCUCGCCCGCGCUCAAGAUGCAGAAGACACGUACGACUAUGUCAUUGUCGGCGGCGGGACGGCCGGCCUCACUAUCGCCGACCGGCUGACCGAGGACGGCAAGACGACGGUGCUGGUCGUCGAGUAUGGCGAGCUCAGCAGCUCUCCGCUCAUCCAAACCGUGCAGGGGGGCUUCAUGGGCAUGUCGAGUCCGCAGUUCAUGUACGACAUCACGUCGGUGCCGCAGGCCAACCUGCGCAACCGCACGACGCCGGUGCUGGCGGGCAAGGUGGUCGGCGGUGGAUCCGCGGUCAACGCCAUGAUGACAGUCCGUGGCACGGCCGAGGACUACGACCGCUGGGGCCGCUUCUUCAGCAACCACUCCGAGUGGAGCUGGGACGGGCUGCUGCCCUACUUCAAGCGCGCGCUGCACUUUGCGCCGCCCGACGCGGCCGUCGCGCGCGCCGCCAACAUCACCUACGACGCCGCCUUCUGGGGCAACACGUCGGGCGUCUACGCCGGCUGGCCCUCGUUCCAGUUCCCCACCACCGCCCUCCACGUCGCCGCCUUCCGCGGCGUGCCCGGCGUCGAGUUCCCCCCCGACAGCGGCGCCGGCGAGCCCGGCGUCUACUGGUUUCCCACCUUCAUGGACCCGCACACCGUCGCCCGAUCCUACGCCCGGACGGGCCACUACGACCCCGCCGCCAACCGCUCAAACUACCACCUGCUGACGGGCGCCAAGGCGACGCGCAUCCUGCUGGAAGGGACGACGGCGACGGGCGUGGCGUUCGUUCAGACGCCGGCGAACGCUACUAGCAGUAACUUCACCUCGACGGCGCUGCCAACCGUCGUCCGCGCGCGCAAGGAGGUCGUCCUGUCGGCCGGCGGCAUCCACAGCCCGCAGAUCCUCCAGCUCAGCGGCAUCGGCCCGCGCAAGCUGCUCGCCGCGGCCAAUAUCACCGCCAUCGUCGACCUGCCGGGCGUGGGCAUGAACUUCCAGGACCACCCCAUGCUGACGGCCGCGUUCAUGUACCAAAACUUCUCGGUCCACCCGUCGAGCGACGACAUGUUCUUCAACGCAACGUUCCAGACGUGGGCGGCAGACGUGUGGGCGGUCAACAGGACGGGGCCCUUCUCGAUCGCGACGGGCAACGCGGCGGCGUGGCUGCCGUUCCCCGUGGUGUCGCCACAGCGCCACGCCUCGGUAGCCGCAGCGCUGGCAGCACAAGACCACGCAGCACAGCUACCAGCGGGCACCGACGCGACGGUGGCGGCCGGGUACCGGGCGCAGAUGCUGGCGUACGCAACAGCCCUCCGCAACAACGGCACGGCCUUCUACAACUCGGUGCUGUCGGGCGGCGCGGCCAGCGGCGUGCUCGUCGACCUGCACCCGCUGUCGCGCGGCACCGUGCAUAUCGACACGGCCGACCCGCUCGGCGCCGAGCCCGUCGUCGACUACCGCGCGCUGAGCAACCCGCUCGACGUAGCCGUCAUCACCGAGCUGCUGCGCUUUGCCCGCAGCUCCGUCAUGGACAACCCGCUCACGGCCGGCUUCGCGCCUGUCGAGCUCGUCCCCGGCGCCAAUGUUACCAGUGAUGCCGACUGGGCAGAGUACAUUGCCGACACCGUGUCGCCCACCGAGUUCCACCCCGCUGGCACCUGCGCCAUGAUGCCGCGCGAGCUGGGCGGUGUCGUCGACGAGCAGCUCAGGGUGUACGGCGUGAGCAAUCUGCGUGUGGUCGAUGCGAGCAUCAUCCCCACGCUGCCCGGCGCGAAUACCUGCCAGACCGUCUAUGCUAUUGCUGAGAAGGCGGCGGAUCUCAUCCGCUACGGUCCAAAGAACGGGGUGUAAUUGUUGCAACGGCAGCCUGUUAGUGCUGCACAGGCCGCUUUGUCCUGGCCCCCUGGGUUGGUUGGAGUAGGAGGCCCUUUGUCUGUACCAUACACCAGCCCGGCUAGCUGUGCAUCAACAAAUAUCAUUUGUCAGCUGCUGGGUUUUGAACGUAUUGCUUUCUUUGUCGACAUAGACAAGGUAUAAUAACAUUAUCCGCCUGGGGCUGUU